Messenger RNA from Zychaea mexicana, 693 nucleotides. Its product is annotated as cyclin-like protein. Gene Ontology annotation, molecular function: cyclin-dependent protein serine/threonine kinase activator activity. The record is from RefSeq and is a predicted model, not a curated record. The transcript is spliced from 5 exons. Gene Ontology annotation, biological process: positive regulation of DNA-templated transcription, elongation; regulation of transcription by RNA polymerase II. Gene Ontology annotation, cellular component: nucleus; cyclin/CDK positive transcription elongation factor complex. Lineage: Eukaryota; Fungi; Mucoromycota; Mucoromycetes; Mucorales; Lichtheimiaceae. The annotation marks the transcript as partial.
CAGUGGUAUUUUUCCAAAGAUGACCUGCAGUACACACCGUCCGUCGCUGAUGGAAUGACCGUUCAGCAAGAGCAAUUGGAUCGAACCAAAGGUUGUCUGUAUCUGCUUGCGAUCGCUGCCAAAUUAAACUUGCCGCAACUUGUCGUUUCCACAGCCUGCACAUUCUUUCACAGAUUUUUCAUGAGACAAUCCAUGACGCGAUUUCAUGUAUAUGAUAUUGCUGCGACGAGCUUAUUUGUUGCAACAAAAGUGGAAGAAUGCACGAGGCGAAUUAAAGAUAUUAUCUUCGUAUGCUCACAGAAGGCUGCAAAGAAUGACAAGCUACAUCUCGCAGAAGAUUCAAAGCAAAAGGUGGGCUUACACAUCACGUUUUUAUUAAAUAGCUUAGGUGUACCGUUAUGUCUUUUAUACAGACCAAAAAUAAUUGCUGCUGCUGCUUUGAUACUUGCCUGGCAUUUUUCUGAUGAAGAUCCGCCUUCAGACUGGUGGGAAACUAUAGGUGUUGAACCUGGUCAAGUUACAGAACUUGCAGUCGAUAUGCUGGAUUAUUGUGACGACCAUUAUGCUCAAAGAGCACCACCUACACAUCAGCAACAUCAUCACCAUCAUCAACAUCAACAACCUUAUCAUCAACAAAAGCAGCACCACAAUCACCAUUGCAACAGCAGCCCUCAUAGCCAUCAUCAUCAUUAG